GCAUUUGAAGGUCAAGGUGUUUGGUUAGUUCGAGAUGAUACAUACACUUUGGAAGUUAUGGAAAAGAAUGCAGUUGUUGAACAAAAUACAGCUCUAUUAAAUUUAUUUUAUCAACAAUUGGUAGUCAAAGGCAUGUCAGAUAAAGAAGGCAAGACAUUU
This is a messenger RNA of Entrophospora candida, 159 nucleotides long. The record is from the annotation of a GenBank genome assembly. NCBI's taxonomy places the organism in Eukaryota, Fungi, Glomeromycota, Glomeromycetes, Entrophosporales, Entrophosporaceae.